Messenger RNA from Ahaetulla prasina, 2744 nucleotides. RefSeq names its product alkaline ceramidase 1 (gene ACER1). The record is from RefSeq and is a predicted model, not a curated record. Gene Ontology annotation, cellular component: membrane. NCBI's taxonomy places the organism in Eukaryota, Metazoa, Chordata, Lepidosauria, Squamata, Colubridae. The transcript is spliced from 6 exons. Gene Ontology annotation, biological process: ceramide metabolic process. Bases 19 to 810 code for a protein of 263 amino acids. Gene Ontology annotation, molecular function: hydrolase activity, acting on carbon-nitrogen (but not peptide) bonds, in linear amides.
AUCGUUGGAGGCGUCAGGAUGUUGCAGGUUUUCUCCUAUCUCAGCUCCGAGGUCGACUGGUGCGAAGCCAACUUCGAACGCUCCGAAUAUAUUGCUGAAUAUUACAACUCGUUCAGCAACAUUGCCUUCUUCCUCCUGCCCCCCAUGAUGUUGUGGCUCAACACUGAUUAUAUCCGCUAUCGUCCAGUGCCGAUUCGGGGUUUCGUCAUCUUGCAGCUGUUUGUUGGCGUCUUCUCCUUCUAUUACCACAUGACCCUGAGUUACGCCGGGCAGCUCCUGGAUGAACUGUCCAUCAUCUGGACUCUCUGCAUCUCUUACGGCUUCUGGUUCCCCGUCCGCUAUUUCCCUUCCUUCAUCAAAAACAGGGAGCAGUUCCUCACCUUUGUGGCCGUCGUGUUGGUGACCAGCACCCUGAUGUCCUUUGUCAAGCCGGCCCUCAAUGCUUACAUCCUCAACUGCAUGGCUUUCCACCUGCUCUACCUGGCCUUCAUGGAGGUGCAGAGGUGCAGGAGCCAGGCUGUCACGCGCACGGCGUGGAUCAUGACCUUCUGGUGGGUCGUCGCCAUCAGCUGCUGGCUGGUGGACAAAUUUUUCUGCGGCUUCUGCCAAAAGCUCAACUUUUGCUACCUCCACAGUUUCUGGCACGUCUUCAUCAACAUGGCCAUCCUGCAUUGCGUCACCCUCAUCCUCUUCUUAGACAUCAACCAGGACCUGCCCAGCAGUGAGCCCUCCAUAGAGUACUGGCCUAGCAGCAAGUUCCUGUUGGCGCUGCCCCACGUCAAAAUCCAGAAGCCCCUGAAAUGGUGCUAGCGGCGUGGCUGGAGGGUCAGCUGGGGGCAGGCGGGGAGGACCCACCCCAUUGGGUCCUCCAGGAUUGGACCAGAAGCCUCGGAGAGCCCGGGAAGGAGGCGGCAGGGACCGUCUACAGGCCGCCUCAUCCCCGCACUGUGCCCUCGAGCGCUUGCGCAUUCACCCCUCCGAAAGGAAAAAGACAAAUCAGAGACCAGAAAUUCACCAGAAACUCAAUUUAUCUUCUCUAAAAAUGUCUGCUGCUCUCCAAAAAUAUAUGUGGAGAUUCUCCGUCGUUCGGGGUCCUGGUUGUCCCAAAGGUGCUUUUUUUCAAGGAGCAACUGAACCUUCUGGUUUUUCUUUGAAGAUGUUUCACUUCUCAUCCAAGAAGCUUCUUUGCUCUCUCCAAAAACAUGAGAUAUAGAGCUGGAAGGGACCCUGGAGGUCCUCUAGUCCCACCCCUGGCUCAAGCAGGAGACCCUAUAGCAUUUCGGACAGGUGGCCCUCCAGUCUUAAGUACGUUUUAUCCAGCCAGUUACAAAUCCAUCUGGUGGUGAUGCUGUCUAUCCCACAUUUUUCUAGCUUACCGAGAAAUAGGUUGUGGUCUACUUUGUCGAAUGCCUUGCUCAAGUCUAAGUAUACGAUCUCCACAGCAUUUCGCUGGUUUACCAAUUUAAUCACUUUGUCAAAGGACGAAAUCCGAUUGGUUUGGCACGAUCUGUUUUUAACCAACCCGUGCUGGCUACUAGUUACAACCUUAUUUGUAACUUCACAAAUCUGUUUAUUGAUUCUUUUUUCCCAGUAUCUUCCCAGGCAGUUUUUUAAAGUGUUUUUUUUUUAAAAAGUCCCGUAUCCUAAAUCGCAGUCUGGCAGCCACUUCAGACCCAAUUAAGGGACGUUUGCUUGAUAAGGCCAUUCCAUUUAAAGGCAGAAAAACUCAAGCGGGAGACCCCGUAUCACGGGUGUCAAACUCAAGGCCCGCGGGCCGGAUCCGACCUGCGAUGUGGUCAGAUUCGACCUGCAGGGCCAUUCUGGUCUACCCAGUGCAAAGAGGAAACAUGCCAGCAGUUUGGGGAGUGGUCUCAAAAUGCCACGCCUACCCAAUUGGACACACCCAUCCAGCCGGCCACACCUACAUCCCACUCCCCUCCUCCCAACCCCCGAGAUCAACCACAGCCCUGAUGCGGCCCUCAAUGACUUUGAUACCCCUGCCCUAGACCAUUUCAGACAAUUGAUUUUUCUUUUCCUAAAAAAAAAAAACAACCCUGCAAGGACUGCCUUGGCUUGGCUUUUCUGGCAGCUUGUCGUGUCCCACUCCUCCGCUGACGGCCGGGUCAGGGAAGUCCGUAUCAAGCGUGCCUCUGCAGCUUUGCCAAAGUCCUAUCAGAGUUCUCAAGGCAGGCAGGAGUCCAAGAUGUGACUUCAGCAAGCCAAGUUAGACUUUGCCUGACUCAGAGAAUGCCAGAAAGCAGAUCCUUUAUAUAGGCCAUGGGGUGUGGCUCCAUGACUCAGCACUUAUCCAGGCCUGCCCCUCCCUUCCUUUUGCUGACGUCGCCUCUCGACUCUCCGGAAGCAUGGGUCCCUCCAGCCUCCAGCUGCCGGUAAUUCCAGCUCGUGACUGGCUUCACAUUCUUCAGGCUCACAUGCUGUGGGGGAGGGGUUUAGUUGCUCCGUUUGCCUGGGCAUGGUGCCAGGACUGGGGGCUGAAGGCACAUCAGGCCCUUCGUCUUGCUCGGCCUGUCCGGGCAUGGUGCCAGGGCUGGGGCCUGGAGGCAUGCCAGGACAUUCUUCCGAACUAUCAGCGUCCGGCAGGAGAUAAGAGGGGCCCGGCUGCGGCAGGGGGAGCGGGCGAGACACAACACAGCUGCAGCACAGUGCUGGCUCAAUAGUAGUCUAUUAGGACGCCUAGUGUAGGUCCCUCUCACAGGUACGAUGGUAGAGCCAGGUGGUACCUA